Nomascus leucogenys (northern white-cheeked gibbon) is the source of this 698-nucleotide messenger RNA. It is a transcript of the gene HSD17B14, whose product is annotated as hydroxysteroid 17-beta dehydrogenase 14. The record is from RefSeq and is a predicted model, not a curated record. The transcript is spliced from 5 exons. Gene Ontology annotation, biological process: steroid catabolic process. Bases 270 to 698 code for a protein of 142 amino acids. Lineage: Eukaryota; Metazoa; Chordata; Mammalia; Primates; Hylobatidae. Gene Ontology annotation, cellular component: cytosol. Gene Ontology annotation, molecular function: estradiol 17-beta-dehydrogenase [NAD(P)+] activity.
GGGAGGAGGGACUGGGGCUCCUGGAUUCCUGUGUUUCAGGGAGGAAGGACUGGGGCUCCUGGAUUCCUGGGUCUGUGGGAGGAGAGGAGUGUCUGAGGGAGGAGGGGCUGGGGACAAACUUCCAGGUCUCUAGCCUUCCUGGCAACGCCCCCCGAGGCCGGACUUCCAGGAUCCAGCUUCUAUUGAGGAUUUGAUGCGACGGCCUCACGGGGCUUUGGAGGUGAAAGAGGCCCAGAGUAGAGAGGGAGAGAGAGACCGACGGACACGGGAUGGCUACGGGAACGCGCUAUGCCGGGAAGGUGGUGGUUGUGACCGGGGGCGGGCGCGGCAUCGGAGCUGGGAUCGUGCGCGCCUUCGUGGACAGCGGGGCCCGAGUGGUUAUCUGCGACAAGGAUGAGUCCGGGGGUCGGGCCCUGGAGCAGGAGCUCCCUGGAGCUGUCUUUAUCCUCUGUGACGUGACUCAGGAAGAUGAUGUGAAGACCCUGAUUUCUGAGACCAUCCGCCGAUUUGGCCGCCUGGAUUGUGUUGUCAACAACGCUGGCCACCACCCACCCCCACAGAGGCCCGAGGAGACCUCUGCCCAGGGAUUCCGCCAGCUGCUGGAGCUGAACUUGCUGGGGACGUACACCUUGACCAAGGUGAGGGCUGGCAACCCUGACGCCAGGCCCGAGCAGCCUCCUGAUAGGUGGAUUGUGUGA